Arctia plantaginis is the source of this 417-nucleotide messenger RNA. The record is from the annotation of a GenBank genome assembly. Lineage: Eukaryota; Metazoa; Arthropoda; Insecta; Lepidoptera; Erebidae.
AUGAAAUCGUUCAUUGCGUUCACAGCCUUACUGGCUAUUGCAUCAGCUCAGUUGGGUAGGCCUCAAGCAGCUGCCCCGCGAGUUGCUAGCGACGAAAGAAACGCCAAAAUUCUUCGUUAUGACAACGAAAUUGGACCUGAUGGCAGCUUUUCUUAUGUGUUGGAAACCGACAAUGGCAUUUCUGCUCAGGCCCAAGGUACUCCUCGGGACUUCGGUGGAAAUCCUCCCAUUAUCCCCGUUGUAAUUCAGGGAGGUUUUGCUUGGAGUUCCCCUGACGGCAAGCCAGUUUCCAUCUCCUACGAAGCUGAUGAAAAUGGAUAUCGAGCAUUUGGUGAUGCCAUACCGACUUCUCCUCCGAUCCCUGCAUAUAUUGCUAGGGCUGUUGAAUACCUCACCAAGCUACAGAAGAAGAAGUAA